Dentiscutata erythropus is the source of this 399-nucleotide messenger RNA. NCBI's taxonomy places the organism in Eukaryota, Fungi, Glomeromycota, Glomeromycetes, Diversisporales, Gigasporaceae. The record is from the annotation of a GenBank genome assembly.
AUGUCUCAACCUACUCGAUAUAAUGAAAUUACAACAUUUGAAGAUAAUAUUUUAGAGGAAGAUGUACCAACUAUAUAUGGGGGUAGGGAAAUUUUAGAGGAAGAAUAUGGCUCAACUAUACAUUGGGAUAGGGGAAUUUUAGAGGAAGAAUAUGAACCAAUUGUAUAUGGAGAGAGGGAAAUACCAACUACAUAUGGGGUUAGGGAAAUUUUAGUCGAAGAUGAAGCAACUAUAUAUGGGGGUAGGAAAAUUUUAGAUUAUGAUGAGAACGAAACAAAUUAUCCAAAUGAAGAUGAACCAACUAUAUAUGGGGGUUGGAAUAAGUUUUUUGAUGAUCAACAGACUGUCGAUCAAAAUCACGAUGUUUUGGGCCAUUCGAAUGGUACCAAAAUCAUGUGA